Cotesia congregata is the source of this 1392-nucleotide messenger RNA. NCBI's taxonomy places the organism in Eukaryota, Metazoa, Arthropoda, Insecta, Hymenoptera, Braconidae. The record is from the annotation of a GenBank genome assembly.
AUGUUGAUCAAAAAAAUAAUCGAAGGCAUAUUUAUUGCAAUCAUACCUCAACUCAUUGGAAUACAGGGUACCGUUGAAAUCAUAAUAGAGGAUGCAUUUUGUUCAAGUUUUAGUGAAGAAUAUAUAACCGAGCCAGAUGUCUAUGUAGAUGUUAAUAACCGAGUGUUUGUUAACUUUUCGAUAGUUAAACAAUUUUCACCGGAUGCUCAAUUUCACUUCAAAAUACUAGGAGCUUCGAUGGGUGAAUAUGUCAUACAAACCGGACUCGAAAUACAGAUGAGCUUGUGUGAAAUGAAAGAUGAACCUGUCAUACUAGCUCCUGUUCUUCAAAUGUUUGGAUUCAGAGAAGACGAGUGUCCACCAUCUGUUGGUGUUUAUGGAAAUGAAAACAUUGAAAUACCAAUGGAAUUAUUGCCAGAUGAAUUUAUACCUAAUAAAUAUCUAGGAAUUGGUGAACUUUUAUAUGAAGAGGAGAAAUUAGUAAAAGAAGAUGGAGGUUAUUCCUAUACAGAAGAACACUCGAUUGUUUACAAGUGGGAAAUAAAUAAAAUUGAAUCAUUUCUCCGGUCUGCCAAGAGUGCAAAAGGUAUGAUUCAUUUAGAUUCUCCAGUGUUUUCGGCGGGUGCAAAGAUAAAAGAUUCAUGGCAUUUAAAACUGCUAAUUCAAAAUGAUGAUGCCUCAUCAGAAAAUAAGUCGUGGGUGUCCAUAUAUUUAUGUUCAAAAAAUGGAAAUCGAAAAGUCCAAGCGAAGUAUUUGACAUUUAUUUUAAAUAAAGAGAAGGAAAAAAUAGUGGGUGAAUUGACCUAUAAUCAAUCAAUACAUGAUUUUUUUUGGACUAACUCCGUUUUUGACGGUCCACAGUCAGGGUAUGGUCGUGUUAAGUUUGCAAAUAUAAAUGAGUUGUUGCUAAAAAAAAAUAACUUUUUGCCAAAUGAUACACUGACAGUUUGUAUUGAAUUAAUUGUUUAUGAUGAAUACAUUGCAGUCAAAAAUCCAAAUAAUUUAUUGGAAGGUUCCAAGCGAAAGUUAAGCGACGAUUUUAACGAUCUUUUUGAAACUAAGAAGAAAUUUGAUGUCACUAUUAAAGUCGGUGACAAGGAAUUUUGUGCUCAUAAAGUGAUUUUGAUUGCUCGCAGCAGCAAUAAGGAAAAUGAAGUAACGAUACCUGACAUUGAUCCUAAAGUUUUUAAAAAAGUGCUCGAAUACAUUUACACUGACAGAGUUGAUGACUUAAUCAGUUUUGCAGAAAAACUAUUGGAAGCGGCUGACAAGUAUCAGCUUCAAGGACUCAAAGACUUGGCGUUUAUGGCAGCGAAAGUUACACCGUACCAACAUCCAUGUUUCCAGAAGAUUUCCCUCCAAACCAAUAUAAAGCAGCCUACGAAAUCAUAA